CUGACGCGAUCAUACUUUGAAAAUGAUUAGCUUCCGGUUAUCAAAUUAUGAGUCAGUAUAAAUUGAAACAAAACAAAAUUUAAUUUCAAACUUCGCUGUUCCAUCGAUCCACGGUAGCGAUAAAAUACCAAGUGAGAUCAGAAGAGUAGAGAAACGUUACAUACAGAAAAAACAAAAAGAAUGACAACCACCAACCAGAGAGAACAUCGUACAACCACCCCUGGCGAUUGUUUCUCAACUUGUGUCUAUAUCAGCGUCCUUCUGCUGGGGAUAUUACUUCUUUUAGGUGGGAUAGCAUUGAUUACGGUGGCAUAUGUUGCGUUCGAGACAAGGAAUUCGGUGUUUUUCAUGUUGGGUGUUAUAUUGAUGAUCUCGGCGCUGGCUGUGAUAAUUGUCGCCUUCUACAUCCGAGUCCGCAUUAUUGGAGACAUGGAUGCGGAGAUGUAUGAUAACAAUCAGACGGAGGAUACCAUUCCACCUAUACACAACUACGCCCCGUCCGUCUCAUCCGUUCUUUCGAGAGCCUAUUCACCAGCUUGGACAACACAUGAAGGGCGGGUGAAUGGACAAGCCAGCCAAAAUACCCAACCCAUGAACACCAGCGACAAAAAUCCAUAUCAAACAACGGACAUUCGGACAGCUUGUCCCUUCUCUAGUCAGUUGCGUCUUGUCCAACACCAGAGACAACAAAAAUCAGACUAUGUCUACGAAAAUCCCGUCGCGUUAGCAGACGACUCAUCAUUUCAGUUGUCAAGCUCUGUGCCUGUGACAACAUUGGUAGAGAGACAACCUGUAUUGUCAUCUAUCCUUGAUAUAGAACAUCCCGGGACAUCACAAGACGCUGCGCAACCUGGUCCAUUCUCGAGCUCACCAACACAUAUUAGUCGUUUUGUUCAUCCUGCUGAUCUCCCGCCGGCUUAUUCAGAUCACUGGCAGCUUCCACUACGGCAAGAGUCCAUCACAAGUGCCAACGAUGAAAUACCUCCGUCCUAUGAAGAAUCGCUUCACAUUCCGGUUGAAAGAAACAUACUGACAUAAUCAUAUAAAACUUUACUGGAGGCCAAGGUCUGGAUGUGCAACCCCGAUGCUUUCAAACAGGGACAAACAACAUUGAAGACAUGGUCAUAUAAAAUUGUCAUCAGAUAGUCACAACAUUGGCGGAUACCUUUCCUCAUAUCAUCUUAAUUCAAAUACAGGCAUAUCUGCCAAGGAGGAGACUUUCGAAUUACAGUCUUCGUCUUCUUCAGAUGGACAUAUGAAACUUUGAAGAAGGAGCCAUGGUCAUUACGACUUCACACAGGGACAACUACUAUGAAGGAGAAGUCAUGGUCAUAUAAAAUUGUCUUCAGACAGACAUGCCAAAUAUGCCACGGUGGUCUUAACAGAGUGAACAAGGAUGGGAACUCACUAAGACAAACAACUAUGUAUCAACACAGACAUGACAAGGAUGGGAACUCACUAAGACAAACAACAAUCUGUCAGUGAUAUGUAUCAACACAGACAUGACAUCAUUGAAUGGUCCCAAGGGGUAGUGAUCAUAUAAAUUACAAGGACACAGAAUCAAUCUACAUAUUUAAUA
Messenger RNA from Lineus longissimus, 1579 nucleotides. RefSeq lists its product as uncharacterized. The transcript has 5 exons. Bases 181 to 1038 code for a protein of 285 amino acids. Lineage: Eukaryota; Metazoa; Nemertea; Pilidiophora; Heteronemertea; Lineidae. The record is from RefSeq and is a predicted model, not a curated record.